AGAGGAUACGAAAAAGUUUUUUCUUAAAAAACGGUUCAAAGAUAAAAAGAAACGGGAAGCCACCGGCGAGUCUGAGGAGUCUCCGGCGACCGAAAAAUCGCCCCUUUCCCGGAUUUCUAGGGUUUGCACGUUUCUUCACUCUUGUCGUUCAUAGCUUUGGAUUUGGCUUUUAGCUACGUUCCCUCUCGUAGUGUAAAGAACAAUUUGGUUUCUUUUCUUUUCUUUUUUUUGUUGGAUGUGUAAAUGCUGAGUAAGCCCCCCUAGAUCACAACGUUUGUUUGUUUGUUUGUUUCUUCUUUGCGUUUUUUAAGAUGACAAGCAAUGGUGAAGGUACAGAGAAGGGUGGUGGUGGUGGUGCUAUGGCUAAUUCUGCUAAUGCAAGUUCCAAAGGUAACAAGAAGUUACUUCUGGUAUACAAGCGGAGAAAGUUUAAAUGUAAAGAAGAUGAGAGGGUUUCUAUGGAUGGUGUUAUCCACACGGAGUCUGAUGCUUCUGUAUUAAAUAAUCAAAGGUUCAGCAUAGGAACAGAUCUUACUGGUGACCUCCCUGAGCUUCCAAAUCCAGUUAAACCAGCAACUGGACCCAUUUAUGAGGAGGCUGUGACAGCCGAAUGCCAGAACGUUCUUUCUCAUGUUCUAGCUUCAAAGCAGUUUGCAUCCCUAAGCAAGUUGCUCUCGGAAAAUCUCCAAGGAGUCAACAUCGAAAACCUUACCUGCAGAACUCUGAUAGACACCAGGAUGCAAGAGGGUGUUUAUGAAGUUUCACCUGUGCUCUUUUCAACCCAUCUCCGAGAAGUCUGGCAAAAAAUACAGGAUGUUGGUAAUGAUAUGGCUGUUCUUGCUAAUAGUCUCUUAGAGCUUUCAGAGACGUCCUGUACCGAACAGAAGUUCUACACUCGGGAAUCGAAGCCUAGUCCUAAUGCAGAGAACAUAAGAGAUAACUGUGUUUAUGACACUUGCAAGCUAUGUGGAGAGAAGGCAGCAGUGACAGAUUGUUUAGCUUGUGAUCAUUGUGAAGAUAUGUACCAUGUCUCAUGUGCACAUCCAGGUGGGAAAGGGAUGUCUAUGGGCAGUUGGUAUUGUAUAAACUGCACAGCUAAUGGAAUCGGAUCACCUCACGAGAAUUGCGUAGUGUGUGUAAGAAUGAAGACGGAUAGCAGACGUGUUGAUAAAAGUACAGACUGUAAAGAAGUUUCAAACGAAUCUGAAGAGAAUUCAAGCAACCAUGAAGGUCACGACGUAGAGAUGAAGAGAGAUACUGAACUCUGUAGAACCUGUGGAACAAAAGUGGUGGAGAAUGGCAGGUUCAUAACAUGUGAUCACCCUUUUUGCCCACACAAGUAUUACCACAUCAGGUGUUUGACUGCAAAGCUAGUUAAACUACAUGGUGGUGCUCGUUGGUAUUGCUCAUCUUGCCUAUGCAGAAACUGUCUAACCGACAAGGAUGAUGAUAAGAUUGUGAUGUGUGAUGGGUGUGAUGAUGCGUAUCACAUAUACUGCAUGAAACCUCCACGUGCAUCGGUUCCAGAUGAAGAAUGGUUUUGCAAAACUUGUAACGCUGCAAGUCAGAAAGUCCGUAAAGUGAGAAAGGCUUAUGAGAAGAAGAUGGGGACGUUGCAGAAACAAAAUGGAGAGAGUGUAGGAGGAGGAGGAGUGGACAUGCUUCUAAACGCAGCUGACACUUCGAUAGAAUAAGAAUAGACUUUACAAUUCACUAAAUGAACGAUUGGAAAUAGAAACAACCAUGAUUAGUCCAUCUUCCUAACUUUGAGGAUUUGUUAA
Molecule: messenger RNA, 1781 nt
Organism: Raphanus sativus (radish)
Lineage: Eukaryota; Viridiplantae; Streptophyta; Magnoliopsida; Brassicales; Brassicaceae
Product: PHD finger protein EHD3-like
Exons: 4
Coding region: 312-1694 (460 amino acids)
Source: RefSeq, a predicted model, not a curated record